Messenger RNA from Cricetulus griseus (Chinese hamster), 2351 nucleotides. NCBI's taxonomy places the organism in Eukaryota, Metazoa, Chordata, Mammalia, Rodentia, Cricetidae. The record is from RefSeq and is a predicted model, not a curated record.
AGCCGCCCCUUGGGCUGACCCCCAUUUGCCUCUUGUAGACAAAGACAUGCGACACUGUGAGGCCGGCUUCAGCUCUGUGGUGACUCAGGAUGGGGAGCUAGUACUUGGGGCCCCCGGCGGCUACUUUUAUUUAGGUCUCCUGGCUCGGGUUCCAAUUUCGAGUAUCAUCUCUAGUUACCGCCCGGGUACCCUUUUGUGGCCUUUACCCAGUCAGCACUACACCUUCGACUCCGGCAACCCAGCGUACUUCUACAGCUACCAGGGGUACUCGGUGGCCGUGGGCGAGUUCGAUGGGGAUCCGAGCACUACAGAGUACAUAUUGGGUGCCCCCACUUGGAGCUCGACCUUGGGAGCGGUGGAAAUUUUGGACUCCUACUACCAGCGGCUGUACCAGCUUCGUGGAGAGCAGAUGGCUUCGUAUUUCGGGCACUCUGUGGCAGUCACUGAUGUCAAUGGGGAUGGGAGGGAUGACUUACUGGUGGGGGCUCCACUCUAUAUGGAGCACAGGGCAGACGGAAAGCUGGCCGAGGUGGGCCGUGUGUACUUGUUUAUGCAACCUCAGGGCCCCCAUAUUCUGGACAAGCCCACUCACCUGCUGACCGGCACUCAGCUCUAUGGGAGAUUUGGAUCUGCCAUAGCACCCUUGGGUGACCUCAACCGAGAUGGCUAUAAUGAUGUUGCUGUGGCUGCCCCCUAUGGGGGACCCAGUGGUCAGGGCCAAGUGCUGGUGUUCCUGGGUCAGAGUGAGGGGCUGACUCCACGCCCCUCCCAGGUCCUGGACAGCCCCUUCCCCAGAGGCUCUGCCUUUGGCUUCUCCCUUCGUGGUGCUGUAGACAUCGAUGACAAUGGAUACCCAGACCUGAUUGUGGGAGCGUACGGGGUUAGCAAAGUAGCUGUGUACAGAACUCAGCCUGUGGUGCUGGCCACUGUCCAGUUGCUGGUUCAAGACUCCCUGAAUCCCACCCUGAAGAACUGUGUCCUGCAACAGACCCAGACACCAGUCAGCUGCUUCAACAUCCAGAUGUGUGUGGGAGCCACGGGGCACUACAUUCCUCAGAAGCUGGAUCUAAAGGCAGAGCUGCAGCUUGACCUGCAGAAGCCCAGUCAAGGCCGCCGAGUGCUCCUGCUGGAUUCUCAACAGUCGAGCCUCACCCUCAGCCUAAGCCUGGGUGGAAAAAACGGAACUACCUGCCACACCAUCAGGGCCUUCCUUAGAGACGAGGCCGACUUCCGGGACAAGCUGAGCCCUAUUGUGCUAAGCCUCAACGUGUCGCUGCCCCCAGAAGAGACUGGAGUAGACCCUGCUGUGGUGUUGCAUGGAGAAACCCAUGUCCAGGAGCAGACCCGGAUCAUCCUGGACUGUGGGGAAGACGACCUGUGUGUGCCGCAGCUCCAGCUCACAGCUACUGUCGGGGACUCCCCACUUCUAAUUGGUGCUGACAACAUCUUGGAGUUGAAGAUCGAUGCAGCCAAUGAGGGCGAGGGAGCCUAUGAGGCGGAGCUGGCUGUGCACUUGCCUCCAGGUGCCCACUACAUGCGGGCUGUCAGCAAUGUUGAGGGCUUUGAGAGGCUCAUCUGUACCCAGAAGAAGGAGAAUGAGACCAAGGUGACACUGUGCGAGCUGGGCAACCCCAUGAAGAAGGACACCCGGAUUGGAAUCAGAAUGCUGGUGAGCGUGGAGAACCUGGAAGAAGCAGGACACUAUGUGUCCUUCCAGCUUCAGAUCAGGAGCAAGAACAGCCAGAAUCCCAACAGUAAGGUUCUGCUGUUGCCUGUGGCAGUCCAGGCUGAGGCCACAGUAGAGCUUCGAGGGAAUUCCUUCCCUUUGUCCCUGGUGGUGGCGGCAGAAGAAGGCGACAGGGAGCAGGAUGACUCGGACAGCUGGGUCCCCAGGGUGGAACACACCUAUGAGGUCCACAACAAUGGCCCUGGCGCUGUGAAUGACCUCCUCCUCGUCAUCCACUUUCCCAGCCAGUCCCAGGCCUCGGACCUGCUCUACAUUCUGGACGUGAAGCACCAGGGAGGUCUCCUCUGCUCCUCACAGCCAACCCUCAAGCCUCUGAAGCUGGACUGGAGGCUACCCACUCCCAGCCCCUCCCUCCUCCCGGUCCAUCACCAGCGCGAGCGCAGACAGGCGUUCCUGCAGGAACCCAGGCUGCCAGGGCAGCAAGACCCGGUUCUGGUGAGCUGCAACGACUCGGCGCCCUGUACGGUGGUGGAGUGCGAGCUGCGGGAGAUGGCACGUGCAGACCCAGCUGCUUCUGGCCUUGGAGGAGAGGGCCAUUCCUCUCUGGUGGGUGCUGGUGGGAGUGCUGGGCGGCCUGUUGCUGCUCACCCUGCUGGUUUUGGCC